AUUGAGUAUACUGCAUGGUUUUUCUCAGAGAGUCAGAUGAAGCUUUUUGAGCUGACACUUCGCAAGCUUAGUGUGUUUUGCUAGAGGAACUAUUAGCUGGAUUCGGGAAGACUCCAGACAUGGUGGAGGAGAGGAUGGGGGACUGUUGGAGCCACACCAAGGAUCAGUUUGACAACUUGGAGAAGCAUACACAGUGGGGGAUCGAAUAUGUGGAGAAAUACACCAAAUUUGUCAAGGAGAGGUCAGAGAUUGAAAUCAGCUAUGCAAAACAAAUUAGGAAUUUAUCAAAGAAGUAUCAACCCAAGAAGAACUCACGGGAAGAGGAAGAGAGCAAGUACACCUUCUGUCGAGCCUUCCUGACGACACUUAACGAGUUAAAUGACUACGCGGGACAACACGAGGUCAUAGCGGAGAACCUGACGUCUCAAAUCAUCACCGAGCUUUCGCGCUACCUGCAGGAGAUCAAGUCGGAGAGAAAAUCGCACUUCCACGAUGGGCGUAAGGCACAGCAGCACAUUGAGAGCUCGUGGAAACAGCUGGAAUCGUGUAAAAGAAGGUUUGAGAGGGACUGUAAAGAGGCAGACAGAGCCCAGCAGUACUUUGAGAAGAUGGAUGCUGACAUUAACGUGACUAAGGCUGACGUGGAAAAGGCACGACAGCAAGCUCAGAUGAGGCACCAGAUGGCUGCUGACAGUAAGGGUGAUUACUCCUCCUACCUGCAAAAGUUCAACCAGGAGCAGAAUGAACAUUACUUCACAAUUAUCCCCAACAUAUUCCAGAAACUUCAAGACAUGGAGGAGAAAAGAAUUGAGAGGCUAGGAGUGUGCAUGCAGACAUUUGCAGAAGUGGACCGCCAAGUGCUGCCCAUCGUGGGGAAAUGUUUAGAUGGCAUGACGAAAGCCGCCGAGUCCAUCGAGCCCAAGACUGACUCGAAACAGGUGGUGGAGUCCUAUAAGUCCGGGUUCGAGCCCCCGGGAGACGUGGAGUUCGAGGACUAUGGCCAGGCCAUGAAGAGGACGGCGUCUGAAACCAGCCUGUCCAACACCAGAGAGGCCAAGGAGAAGCCUGCUGGCAAGAGCAAAGGCAAACUGUGGCCUUUCAUUAAGAACAAGAACAAGCUUAUGUCCCUGUUAACGUCCCCCCACCAGCCCCCACGCCCCCCAGCCUCAUCCCCGCCCUCACCCUCUGCUGUUCCCAACGACCCCCAGUCUCCCAAGCAGCACAAGGAGCCCCUCUCCCACCGCCUCAACGACUUCAUGACCUCCAAACCCAAAAUGCACUGCCUCCGGAGCCUGAGGCGAGGGCUUUCUCUCAAGCUGGGCUCUGGACCAGAGGACUUCAGCCACCUGCCACCAGAACAGAGGAGGAAGAAGCUGCAGGGCAAGCUAGAUGAACUGAAUAAGGACAUUCAAAAAGAAAUGGACCAGAGGGACGCUCUAACUAAGAUGAAAGACGUGUAUGUGAAGAACCCUCAGAUGGGAGACCCGGCCAGCGUAGACCCACGGCUAUCAGAAAUAGGCCAGAACAUCGAAAAGCUCCAGUUUGAAGUUCAGAAAUUCGAGGGCUGGUUAGCAGAGGUGGAGGAGAGGAUGCCAUCCAAGAGUGAUACACACCGGAGAAGUGGACUCUAUGAGACCCAGAACAACACAACAGUGGGCAACAACUGUGCGCAGGACAGAGAGAGCCCGGAUGGCAGCUACACGGAGGAACAGAAUUCAGAGACUCAGGUCAAAGCCAACAUCAACCCCAUCCCCAACCCCAACCCCACCUCCACCACGCCAGAGUUUGACGAUGAGUUUGAUGAUGAGGAGACCCUACCCACCAUCGGCACCUGCAAAGCCUUGUACCCAUUUGAAGGUCACAACGAGGGCACAAUCGCCGUGGCAGAGGGCGAGCUGUUGUACGUCAUAGAAGAAGACAAAGGAGACGGCUGGACACGAGUGCGCAGGAACGAGGACGAGGAGGGCUACGUCCCCACGUCCUACGUUGAGGUCUUUUUGGAAACAAAUGCCAAAGGUGCUAUGACAUACAUUUAACUCACAAAAGUGUGUUUUUUGUUAAUGUGAGUCAGUAAGUUUCCGUUCACUGCUAUAUGAGUGGGGCAAGUUACGAAGAUCAAAGAUUUUUUCUGGUAGCUCAGAUAAGAGAAUAACCCUCCUCGCACGCACGCACACACACACACACACACGCACUUCCUGUCUCUCUCCGAGGGAAGGACCAGUCAGAUUUGUCCGGUGUGCCUCGUGACAUUUUGGACAGUUGUGGCAGAUAGCGUGAGUGUGUGUCACUCUACACUGUUCUUGAGCUCUGCACAAAACAUUUGUUUAGGAAAUGACACUGAAUGCAAGCUGAGCAGGCAGAAGUUGUGUGUGUGUGUGUGGAAAGAAGCUUGUAGUUCCUCACCUACCAUUCACUGCAGUGCCACCUAGUGGUCAUACAUAAUAAAAUAUGACUAUAUAACCUUAGCAGGAUGGUAUGAAUCACCCACUGACAAUGAUCACAUGUACAUUUCAAACAUACUAAUACUUGAUUUUUUUUUUUUUUAUAUAUAUAUUUUGUUAAGAUUUAAGACUGUAUUCCACUCAAUUGAACAUGAUUUUAAUCAAGAGUCUGAUCCACAACUUUGGUCAAAUAUUUGAGUCAGUAUUGUAAUAAACCACUAAACUCAGCUGAGUGAAUGUACGUAUCAUCUGAAGUGACAAUGAACAUCAAGUGAAAAUUGAAUCAUCACGCAAGUUACUGUGUUUUGGUCAAUUGUUGUUGUUCCCAAAAGGAAAGCAUGCUCCAUGUGCAAUCAUGCAAAUGUAAUUUAAAUCUGCUGUAAAAUAUGAAUACAUAUUAAAAGAUAUUUUUGUAGCCUAAACAUAAAAAAAGAAAAUAAAAAUCACCCCUCUAAUGUUG
Dicentrarchus labrax (European seabass) is the source of this 2901-nucleotide messenger RNA. It is a transcript of the gene fnbp1b, whose product is annotated as formin-binding protein 1. Gene Ontology annotation, molecular function: protein binding. NCBI's taxonomy places the organism in Eukaryota, Metazoa, Chordata, Actinopteri, Moronidae. The record is from RefSeq and is a predicted model, not a curated record. Gene Ontology annotation, biological process: signal transduction.